Molecule: messenger RNA, 400 nt
Organism: Anopheles gambiae (African malaria mosquito)
Lineage: Eukaryota; Metazoa; Arthropoda; Insecta; Diptera; Culicidae
Gene: Sem1
Product: 26S proteasome complex subunit SEM1
Exons: 2
Coding region: 128-337 (69 amino acids)
Biological process (GO): double-strand break repair via homologous recombination; mRNA export from nucleus; proteasome assembly
Cellular component (GO): proteasome complex; proteasome regulatory particle, lid subcomplex
Source: RefSeq, a predicted model, not a curated record
UACCUUUCCUACCAACCUUGCAGCAAGCGUGUCACAGCUGUCAAAUUUGUGUACGCCAAAAUACGCAACUUCAUUGUACCGUCCGAGUCAUUUUGUUGUUUUAAUAAAAUAUUCACCAAAAAGCAUCAUGUCGGACAAGGAGAACAAGGAUAAACCUAAACUUGAUCUCGGUCUUCUGGAAGAAGACGAUGAAUUCGAGGAGUUUCCCGCCGAAGACUGGGCCGGUAACAAGGAGGACGAAGAAGAACUGAGCGUAUGGGAGGACAACUGGGACGACGAUAAUGUUGAGGACGAUUUCAACCAGCAACUACGAGCCCAACUCGAAAAGCAUAAGUGAUCAGUGUUCGGUCGUCUGUCUCGAUAACGCAGAAAAUCAAUAAAUGUUAAAUUAAAUCUCCAA